This is a messenger RNA of Electrophorus electricus (electric eel), 2274 nucleotides long. The record is from RefSeq and is a predicted model, not a curated record. NCBI's taxonomy places the organism in Eukaryota, Metazoa, Chordata, Actinopteri, Gymnotiformes, Gymnotidae.
AAGGACUUUAGAUGUUAGAUGUCAUCCCACCCACCCUGCACGACUAACCACUGAUCGUCACACCACACCAUGGAGCACAUCACCGACACAUCGCCUUUGUCCCGCCUGCGUGUCCACGCUCCGGUCGUGAUCUCCAGAUCUCAGGUGCAGAGUCUCGACGAGGAUGUGGUCUUUGUCCCGCUGACCGAGUCCAGCCCAGAGCUCGUGCACUGCGAGGCAGAGAGGCAGGCCCUGGAGCGUCUCCUGAGCGGCGGCCCCGGGGCCUUUUACGCACGGCUGUGUGAGGGCCACCUCAGCUCCUUCCUCUCGCCCCAGGAGGUGAAGCAGGUGUCCAGCUGGGCGGAGGAUUACCGCAGUAGUGAGGUUCACCAGGAGGGCGGCGCCGGCACGGAGGAGAGCAGCUCGGCCACGCGGCCCCUCUCCGUGCAGUACUUCCCCCUCCACUCGGACGCGCCGGCGCCGGACCUGGAGCUGGGCUGGCCCGAGGAGCCCGUCUGGGAGAGGACUCCUCACACAGCCGUCUACACCAACCCCCCUGCCGAGCAGAUGCCCCACGUACGGGAGGUGGUUAGGAGGCUGUUGCAGGGUGCCAACACGCUGAUCGCUAUAGUAACGGACAGACUUACGGACAUCAUGGUGAUCAAAGAUCUUCUCUGCGCUGCUUCACGAGGUGUUCCUGUCUACAUUAUCCUGAACCGAAGAUCUGCCCAAGAGAGCUUCAACACGGAUGCACUCAGGCACCAGAACAUAAAACUCCGUGUAGCGGGUGGGAAAGUCUUCCUGUCUCGGGAUGGGAGGAUGGUGGUUGGAGAUCUUAAGGAGAACUUCAUCCUGGUGGACCUGAAGACCUUGGUCCUGGGCAGCUACAGUCUCACCUGGACUGAUGCUCACCUGCACCGCCAACUCAUCACCGUCGUGCGCGGCCCGGUGCUGCAGGCGUUUGACCGGGAGUUCCGCAUUCUUUAUGCUGCCUCGCUGCCUGUCCCAGACGUAUGGAAGCCUGACAUCACCUCAAGCGUGCCCCAGCUGGACGGUGGCCAAGCCCUCGGCCCCUCAGAGCAUACAGAACCCGACACCCACGUGCCUGUGUGCGUACCGAGCCCACCGAGCCCGCCGGCGCCCCCUACGGACAGCCCUAUAGACUGGGACACUCUAGGUGUCACCAAGUGGAACCUCGGCAGCUCAGAAAGUCCCGAGCACCUGCCGGAGCUCUGUGGAGAGCCGUGCGUGUCAUACAGAGCAGACGUGGACAGGCAGAUGGUGGAUAGUGUUGAGGUCGGAGGGCGUGGUACACUAGGACGGCGAGAUGGGGCCAAAAAUGUGGGAAAACCGGAGACAGCCCUGCACAAGCAUCUGAUUGCCGGGGCACAGCCUGAGUGGGAGGAGAGGAAGACAAUGUUCAGGCACCGAGACCUCAGAAUCGGAAAACUUAGAGAAGACCUUGGACUCUAUUCACACACCCUUAGGAGACAUAGUCUACUGAGGAAGGAUGCAGGUCUUGGCGACAACACGGUGUCACAGGAGGUGUUCCCAUGGCGACAUAGUCUACUGAGGAAGGAUGCAGGUCUUGGCGACAACACCGUGUCACAGGAGGUGUUCCCAUGGCGACAUAGUCCACUGAGGAAGGAUGCAGGUCUUGGUGACGACACCCUGUCACAGGAGGCGUUCCCAUGGCGACAUAGUCUACUGAGGAAGGAUGCAGGUCUUGGGGACAACACCGUGUCACAGGAGGCGUUCCCAUGGCGACAUAGUCUACUGAGGAAGGAUGCAGGUCUUGGGGACAACACCGUGUCACAGGAGGCGUUCCCAUGGCGACAUAGUCUACUGAGGAAGGAUGCAGGUCUUGGUGACAACACCGUGUCACAGGAGGCGUUCCCACAGCAUGGCUAUAUAAUGGCUCUCUCUCUCUCUCUCUGUGUGUGUCUCUGCUCCCAGAAGCCCCCUGACGAUGGCUUAAGGACCCUCAGUGAUAUUCUGAAAAGAACCGGCACACGCGAGAGUUCCAACAGCCUGAAGACAAACAAGACUACACUCAGCAAAUCAAUGCUGGACCUGAGAGACCAGAGGGAUGACCCGUCACAGAUGGCAAAGCCCGCUUGUGCGGAUCUCGUGUUCCCUCUCACGCCAGCUGUAGCGCUGAUAAAAAAACGGACCGACGACAUCAAAGCGGGCCUGAUGAGGAGCCCGAGAACCGUCAUAGCGCGCAGUUCGAGUUUCGGCCUGCAGAGGGCGCCGUGGAGACCCCCAUCCAGAGCGCUCAACGAGGACCGCUGA